UUAAAAUCUCACAAUACAGAGAGAGAAAAAAUAGUAAAAUAACUAAAGUAUAUAAUUAGUUCAUUGAAAAAUAAUACAAGUUUAGCAUUUUCAACAAAGGUUUUCAUGGAACAAUGCCAUGCGUCGUUCGUGCAAAUAUCUUCUUCUGUGGCGCCAUGAGUUAACCACUGUUUCACAACCAGUCACCAUUCUUAAAUCUUAUGUUUUCCUUCACCUCCACCACGUGAUUGUGGGACCCACACACGCGCCUUGGCAUUCUCGCUUCGCUUCUUCUAUCUAUGGCGGAAACCGACCCUUCCUGGGUGCUCCGCAACCUCACCCGNGUUUCCACCCAAAUNUCGUACCUCUCNUCCUUCAAGCCCAUCAUCAGGACUCAAUGCUGCGACCUCGCUCGCCGCAUACGCUUCCUCGCUCCUCUCUUCCUCGAAUUGCAUGACAACGUCGAGUUGACUGGUGCCGUUUCCUUCCACGCACUUCAGGAAGCGCUCUUCAAGGCCAGGGAUUUGCUCCAAUUCGCCACCACUGCAAGCCAGGUUUUCAUGAUACUGGACAGAGAGCAAGUUAAGCACAGGUUCACAGAUGUUGCUGUUCGUUUUGAACAAGCUAUGAGCAAGAUCUCCUUUGAUGAGCUUGAUGUUUCUGAAGAAAUCAAGGAACAGGUUGCACUUGUGAUCACUCAGUUUAGAAGAGCUAAAGAGCAGUUUGAUCCACCGAGUCUUCAGCUUUAUGAACAACUUUUGUCUGUUUACAACCAGAGCUAUGAUGUGAACACUGAAACUGCUGAACUACGUUCAAUCUGUGAAAAGCUACAAUUUAUCAAUGUGGAUGAUGUCAAGCAAGAGUCACUUGUUCUAGAAAAGAUGGGCGGAGAGAGGUGGGAUCAUUCUCAGAAAAGGAUACAGGAUAUGUCGUUGGUUGUGCUGAAAAAAAUCCAAGAUUUCUUAAUGGUGGAAUCAGGAAACAUUAUUGUGUCACCNAGUGAGGAUAUAUCUCGACAUACUGAUGAGUCAUAUGUGAAAUCNUGUANGCAAUCANUGGUUAUACCUGAUGAGUUUCGCUGUCCAAUAUCUCUAGAGCUAAUGAAAGAUCCUGUUAUCAUUUGCACAGGGCAGACAUAUGAACGAUCUUGUAUAAAGAAAUGGCUUGAAGCAGGGCAUGGAACGUGUCCCAAGACUCAACAGAUUCUUUCCACGCCCAUCCUCAUACCCAACCAUGCUUUAUAUGGCCUGAUAUCUAGUUGGUGUGAGGCAAAUGGAGUGGAACCACCUAAAAGGUUAGGGAAUUUAUGGCUCUGUAAGACAACAUCGGAUGGAUCUUCUGAAUUAGUAGAUCUUGAUAUCUUGGUGAGCAAACUUUCUUCCAGAGGCCCUUCAUUAUCAAAAAUUCAAUACCGCACCACUGGUCCUACAGCUGUCUGGUAUAAUUUUCUGUUGAGUUUCUUCAGCAGUUAGGCACAUUAUGACCAUAAAAUCAAAUUGGUUCCUCGAUAUGCUGGUAUGUGUUAAUCUACCACAAUUUACUUUUUCCCUUAGUUUCAUAACGUGGACCCAAAACACAAGUUUGGCUCCUAUCCUAUCUAGUUUGCUUAGUUUUGUAAUUGUAUGUCUCUUUUAUUCUUGUAAAUAGGUACCAAAGUUCUUUUUGGUACUCCAUUUUACAUUUUCUUAGGCCUCAUUUUUGCGUUGAACAACUUCAAAACUUUUACAUAUCUAACUUAAAUAUUUUCAUCCUCUAAUUGUUCG
This is a messenger RNA of Vigna radiata var. radiata (mung bean), 1742 nucleotides long. RefSeq names its product U-box domain-containing protein 13-like. The transcript has 5 exons. The record is from RefSeq and is a predicted model, not a curated record. The coding region runs from base 279 to 1451 and encodes 390 amino acids. NCBI's taxonomy places the organism in Eukaryota, Viridiplantae, Streptophyta, Magnoliopsida, Fabales, Fabaceae. Gene Ontology annotation, biological process: protein ubiquitination; cell surface receptor signaling pathway. Gene Ontology annotation, cellular component: nucleus; cytoplasm. Gene Ontology annotation, molecular function: ubiquitin-protein transferase activity.